UAUGGUUCUAGGAGCCUCAACGUCUCUCUUUCUAAGCCAGGACUGCAGACAGUAAGGAAUUGGAAAAGCCGCAAGGCCCUCAGGCGCCAUUAAUGCAAACCUGAAGCUUCUUUGUCACAGGCUUCCAGAGAGAGAUGAAAGUGACUGAGUUUCUAUCUCCUAUUGGAAAAUGUAGGGCCUGUGGCUCCAAACUGCUUAAGGUUCUCUGAGCUGAAGGGGAAAAGGCUCAGAGAAUUACAGAGGACAGAAUGAGGGAUGAGAGACAAGUGGAGCCAUUAGCCUGAAGGACAAGCGUUUAGAGCCGGAUAUGCUUCUCUCUACCUACUUUCCAACUUCAGGCUGCUAUGAAGCCCCGGAAACUCUGGCCAUCCCAUUUCAGGCCCCAGAGACAUCGGUUCCAGGGUGUGGAGCUUCCCUCCCCAACCUCCGCAACGGGGCAGCCACCAAGACUAGCUGAAAACCAAGAGCGAGUCCUUUCAUUAACUUUUCCCCUGAGCUUCAUCUGCCCCAACUACCAGCCAGAACACAAAAGCUCCCUGUCUGAUUGGAGUUUUAUACUUAGCGAACAGCCAACCCCAUUGCCCGGGGAACCUCUUCAGGGGUCUCCAGGUCUCUUUUACUCUUUAUACCUCAUAGCUGCCUCCCUAAGACAGGGAAUUUCUCCAGAAGGCCCAAGGCCACCAGCCAGCAGAAUUAAGUGUUAUUCUAGUGCUUACUCAGGCCUAGCAACAUCAUGCUCCCAGAAUGGCAGUGACAACACUCAUCACCCCAGGGGCACACAGUAGGUGCCGGGCUACUGAAGCAGGAGACCUUAUGACACAAGAAAGCAAUGCAAAUUUAAUUCCAGCAUUGAGAACAAAGGCAGUUCCUGCAGAAACAUCACUGCUGCCAGGAAGCCUAAAUCUGGAAGCAAUUAGGCAGUGCCCCAGGGUAGGCUCCAAUUUUUCAGAAGGUCAGGCUCUAGGGUCUCCUGGGCCCACAAGUGAGGCUCCUUUGCCCACAGCAACCUGGCCCAUCCCUGUAGGGAGAACUAUUUCUAGAGCCCUUUGAGAAUGUUCAGAGCACGGACAGGUUGAAGAUUGUCUUCACAUGAGCAGAGAGGCCUCUCCUGGGCGAAGCUGUCUCUGUCUCUGAGGCUAAGUGAAUCGCUCUUUCUCCUCUGGCCCACAGUCCUCUGCACCGUCCCACCCUGGACGCAGCACACUGUGCGGCCACUGCCUUAUUUGUCUGUCCGCCCCCUUUGCACAGACUGUGGGCUCCCAGAGAGCCAGGCUACGUUCUUGUGCCCCCGGCAGAGUGCACUGAAGCAGGAGCUGCGAUGCUGAAGGCAGCUCCCACACCUGCUGCUCUCUGUGCGGGGGACGUCAGCGCAGAGGGCGCCACCUGGCCGGGCCCAAGCGCUGCCGGUUGAAUUAGUCUCCACAUCCCGGGCCUCCCCGGCGCCAGGGGGCGCUAUAGACGCUCCGCCCGGGCCCCCGCGGCCGCAGUUGCCCGCCCCACGCGAGCGAUGGGCUCCGAGGCGGCGCAGCUGCUGGAGGCUGCCGACUUCGCGGCUCGCAAGCACCGGCAGCAGCGGCGGAAGGACCCCGAAGGGACCCCCUACAUCAACCACCCCAUCGGUGGGCGCGCCUGCCCGAGAGCAACCGCCGCGGCGCCUGGGGGGUGGGGCCGGGAAGGACCCGCGGAGGGCGUGCACCUGAGCACCUGCCUGUACCGGCUUUGUGCGGGGUUCCGAGUAAGCCUCACACAAGCCGGGGCAGCAGGCGCGACUGUUCCCUUUGUACGGUCGACACCUACAGAGGGUGUGGCUCGCAUCCUGACCCACGAGGCGGGAAUCACCGACAUUGCGGUGUUGCAGGCGGCCCUGCUCCAUGACACGGUGGAGGACACAGACACCACCCUGGAUGAGGUGGAGCUGCACUUUGGGGCCCAAGUGCGGCGCCUGGUGGAGGAGGUGACAGACGACAAGACCCUGCCCAAGAUGGAGAGGAAGCGGCUGCAGGUGGAACAGGCGCCUCACAGCAGCCCCGGGGCUAAACUGGUGAAGCUGGCAGACAAGCUGUACAAUCUGAGGGACCUGAAUCGCUGCACCCCCGAGGGAUGGUCAGAACAUCGAGUCCAGGAAUACUUCGAGUGGGCAGCGCAGGUAGUGAAGGGGCUUCAGGGAACAAACCGGCAACUGGAAGAGGCUCUAAAGCAUCUGUUCAAGGAGCGGGGGCUAGCACUCUGAGAGUGCUGGGAGCCAUGGGUGGCACAACUCCAGCCGUCCCCAGGCGGGACAGGAUUUUCUGUGCCUCCGGAGCUCCCUCCCUUUUUCCUUUAACCCAGAUAUCAGAGGCCCAAAACACCUGUGUUUUCUCACGCUGAAGGCCACCUGCCAACCAAGCUGAGCCCCAGAUGUGGGAAUCAGAUGCACCCCAUCCAUUUCUAUUGCACUCACUGCCUUUCCCCAGUCUUGGGUCUGUUUGCUGUUUGCAUGAUGGGGUCUCUGGCCCCUCAGGGACUUGGACUUGUAUUAAUACUAGUUUCUAAGUCAUUAUGGAAAAUAAAAGAAUUUGGGGUAAAGGUUUAA
Molecule: messenger RNA, 2572 nt
Organism: Microcebus murinus (gray mouse lemur)
Lineage: Eukaryota; Metazoa; Chordata; Mammalia; Primates; Cheirogaleidae
Source: RefSeq, a predicted model, not a curated record